Messenger RNA from Lachnellula hyalina, 3603 nucleotides. RefSeq names its product putative E3 ubiquitin protein ligase. Gene Ontology annotation, molecular function: ubiquitin protein ligase activity; protein binding. The record is from RefSeq and is a predicted model, not a curated record. Bases 1 to 3603 code for a protein of 1200 amino acids. Gene Ontology annotation, biological process: protein polyubiquitination; ubiquitin-dependent protein catabolic process. The transcript is spliced from 2 exons. NCBI's taxonomy places the organism in Eukaryota, Fungi, Ascomycota, Leotiomycetes, Helotiales, Lachnaceae.
AUGUUUCAAACUUUCAGUGGCAGCUCUCGUCGUCCACGCCAAGUCAAUCUCUCGGGCCAGAAUCUAAAUCCAUUUACUGCGAGCUCUUGGUCUCCGUCUGCUGCUGGAACCCAACAGACUGUUGCGAAUGCUCAGCAGGAAAGGCAGCAACGACAACAGGAGCGAGAACGAUUGAAUGCUUCAAGAACACUGCAGCGGGCAUGGCGAGGACAUAAAGUUAGGACGGAGCUGGCAGAUACGCGGAGACGAUCCUGGGACAAGUCCAAUACCGAGCAACUGAGCUCUUCGGGGGCGGAUUCAGUACUGGCAGAGCAGUUGCGACUUAUUGUAACAUUCUUCAACCAUCGACGGCGAGAUGAUCUGGACCGACUAGUAAACCUCAGCCAAAGGAUAUCUCACGCCGGGUUUGAGACAUUUUUGGCUCGCCACGAUGUUCAAACUCGACUGGUUCGACUGGGAAACAUUGCUCUUGAGGCUCUGCAAGUUUUACUCCCUCGAUGUCCACCCACACUUCUUCAGCUUCUCAUCGCUAGCAUCAAUAGAAGGCCAGAAGGCUUUUCACAUAUAUCUCGAACUUACUACACCUUCCUCUCGUCACUUUGUUGCCAAACAAAACCCGAAAAUAUCGAUAAAGGUCUAAUACUGACUGCCAUAAGGAUCCCUUUGAUCGAGCAAAUAGAGUUGGAUAAGACCGGUGCGUACCUUUUAUCGAAAUACUUCCUUUUGGGUGGAGCUGACAGGUUAAUAGAUGAUCGCGUUUUGAAUUCAUAUGCCGCAUUUGCACUAUGUUUCUUGACGACACCAGACUUAGCAAACGUUUUAGGGGGUUUGGAAGGAUUAGCAGCAGUCGUCAAUAUUAGCCAGGUAUCCGCAGCUCUUGUUCGUUCCCUAUCUUCGAACCCAGCUGUACGAGUUGAAAAUAAUGGCAGGCUUUGGCUCCUGGCCCAUUUCAUCUCUCUAAAUCGGCUUCAGCGGAGAGAUACGCAAGAGCCGAACUUCCUGAGGGCAUUAUCGAUCCAACUGUCAGAUUGCUCUGCCGACAUUGUUGGCCGAAUCGAUGCUACAGACCCAGAGGCAUUGCAAGAGUCUGCUAAUGGAGAUGCCGAGAAAGAUGCCAUUUCACCUUUACCAGACUUCAUAAAAGCCGAAUUUCUCUCCUUGGUCAACAAAGCUAGCAUUACAGGUCUGUUGGCCAGGUUCAAUAUCGACUAUGCAAAAGCGUCUGCGAUCGGAGAAGAAGAUGCGAGUUUACUGGCGAGUUAUGCCCUAACUCUACUAAGGAUAUUUCCACGCCGUGGGGAUGAGAUUAGAAUGUGGUUGUAUCUUGGCUCCAUGAAUACGUCAAAGGGAGUGCAAAUCCCUGCUUUGAAGUUCUUUUGGCAAGCUCUGAUCUCGACCAACAUUUUCGCGGUUAUUAGAGGCGACUCGAAAGCUGCCUUGGCAACCUUACGACCCCAAACACAACAGCAAUCCGCGUCGGUAGCACCAAGUAACAUGGCUCAAGACCGGGAAUGGCGGACAGUGUUAUUAUUUCUCGAGCUUUAUACAUUUGUCCUUAGAUUUACCGAUGAUGAAGAGUUCUUGAGUGCAAGUGAACCACGUUUCGGGCGCACUGCGGAACCAGUGUCUCAUAUCCGUGCAAGCGCUCUUCCUAUUGAAGAUGUAAAACAACUCACAAUAUUUCUCAAAAACUUAGCGUUCACCACUUACUACAACGCUGGAGAGUUAGCUGAUGGCGGCCAACAAGAUGCAGGUCUGGGCGCAUAUUUUGGAACACCAGCAGGCUCACGAUUCCAAAUCCAAGAGCCCGAAGAGAAAAAUAAGCAUGUUGCACCUCGACCAUUUGCAGGCAUUGCUGGUAUGACGUUUAACUAUGUGAGAACUAUCGUCACGGGAGUCAUGCGUAUGCUUUAUGAACGAGAUUCCAGGCGCCACUUCUUACCUAAAGGUCACUGGCUAAUGACAUCUCGAUUUGAUAUGGAAGGUUUCAUUCCUGCUGUGGUCAUGGAAGAAGAGCGGCAGCACGAGGUCAGAGAAGAGGGUGACGACGAUGAUCACGAUCCUGAGGAUGAAGAGGAUGCUUUCGGGACGCGACGUGACAUGGGUCUUGUAGGCAUGUCUAGGCCAAGACGGGCUGUUCAGAUCGAGCAAAUGAGAAAGCAGCAACAAAAGGCCGCUCGACAGAAAGUCCUAGCAGCUGUCGGACCAAGACUCGAAGUGCUACAAAAUAUGCCCUUCGUUAUUCCGUUUGAAACCCGCGUUCAGAUAUUUCGACAGUUUGUACUUCUCGAUCAAACACGCAGACGAGAUGGCAUCGUGGACCCCGAUGCGUGGCGGAUGGCAAUGAGCAGCCAAUCCCACAUGGCGGCGAGACGCAGAGUAUCUGGAAAUGAACUGCUUGGCCGACAUCAUGCGAAAAUUCGUAGAGACCAAGUCUUUGAUGAUGCAUACGAACAAUUCUACGACCUAGGCGAAGGGUUGAAGGAACCAAUCCAAAUCACCUUUGUGGACCAAUUCGAUACGGUCGAGGCUGGUAUUGAUGGUGGCGGCGUCACCAAAGAAUUCCUCACAAGUGUUACAAAUGAGUCGCUGCGUGGGGAGGAAGGCCCGAACUGGUUUAUAUCUAAUGACCAAAACCUCCUCUACCCAAAUCCUGCCGCUUUGGAGGAGCGUAAGGGAUACAUGAGAACGGUGGGGAUAAAGGAGUCUUCGCCUGAAUGGCGCGAGAAUAUCAAAGAGUUAUUGAGACGAUACGAGUUUUUAGGCCGGAUUGUAGGGAAGUGUUUAUAUGAAGGCAUCUUGAUUGAUAUCAGCUUUGCAGGUUUCUUUCUCCUCAAAUGGGCUGCUUCUGGAGCUGCUGGGACGGAAUCGGGAUACCGUGCGAACAUCAAUGACCUUCGAGAUCUUGAUGAGAGCCUGUAUCAGGGUUUGCUGAAGCUGAAGAAUUAUCCUGGAAAUGUUGAGGACUUCUCUCUUGAUUUCACCAUCACAGACACAAUCUCAAUGCUCGGUGAGCCUACACAAACAAUCACGAGGGAGCUCAUGCCAAACGGAUCAAAUAUUGCCGUUACCAACGAGAAUCGGCCGCUGUAUGUGUCUUACGUAGCACGGCAUCGACUCCAGGUCCAACCAUACCACCAAACUCAAGCUUUCCUCAAAGGCCUCGGAGAAAUCAUCAAGCCAUCAUGGCUGUCGAUGUUCAAUCAAUCUGAGCUGCAAACUCUAGUCGGUGGAGACUCGUCUCAGAUAAAUGUUGAGGAUCUAAGACGAAACACGCAAUAUGGAGGUGUCUAUGUGAUCGGUGAUGACGGACUCGAACAUCCAACUAUCCAACUCUUUUGGAAAGUGAUGAAGGAGCUCGACGAUUCGGAUCGCCGAAAGGUCUUGAAAUAUGUCACCUCGACUCCAAGGGCUCCAUUGCUCGGCUUCUCGCAGCUCAAUCCCCGAUUCAGUAUUCGCGACGCUUCAAGUGACGAGGAGCGAUUACCUAGCACCAGCACGUGCGUUAACCUACUGAAGCUACCAAGAUAUUCGACUGCAAAGAUACUGCGAGACAAGCUUUUGUACGCUGUUAACUCGGGGGCCGGAUUUGAUCUUAGUUAG